GUAAAAUAAGCUUUGCAAACGUGGGCGGUGUCUACAAAUCAAACUUAUGAUUCCUUCGAACAAGUCAUGGGUAUAAUCGGUAAAGUAAGUUCUUGCAAAUUGCCAAAAGAUGCUAGAACUUUGCUAAAAAUCAACCGCAAUCGCUCUUCGGAAAUUAUUACCGUGCAAGGUGGACAGUAUUGGUAUCGUGGGAUUCAAAAUUGCUUCACUAACGAGUUAAGCGAUGUAAACUUUGAAGCUGAUAAAACAAUUUUACUGAACGUGUCAAUAGACGGAUUGCCGAUUGCCAAAAGCAACAAUCUACAAUUUUGGCCUAUUCUAUUUAACAUUCAUGGAAUGCCGGAAAUACCAGUCAUGCCAAUUUCAAUCUAUUGUGGAGCAACAAAACCAGCCAGCAUAGAACGAUUUCUCCGACCUUUUGUAGAUGAGGUUAAUUUUCUCACAAAAAAUGGUGUGGUUGUAAAAAACAAGAAGUUUAACAUCAAAUUACGUGCUAUUAUCGCCGAUUCUCCUGCAAGAGCUUUUAUAAAAGGUGUUGCUUAUUUCAACUCGUUAGAUGGCUGCUUAAAGUGCACUUCGAAAGGAAAACACAUCAAUGGAAGAAACGCAUACUCGGACACCGCUGGCCCAGAUAGAACACAUGAAGGUUUCAAAAACCGAGCUUACGGUGAUCAUCACUAACUAGAUUCACCUCUUUUGGAUUUAGAUGAGUUUGACAUCAUCAUACAAAUUAUUGUGGCAGAUUCUCUGCAUUUGAUAGAUUUAGGUAUAACAAAAAGAAUGCUGAUGGCCUGGAUGUUUGGUAUGUUUGGUGUAAGAAAAAAAUUAACACCUACACAAAUCAACUUUAUUACAGCUAAGUUACUUAACAUCAAACUUCCUGCUGAGAUCCAUAGAAAAUUUCGUCCACUUUUUGACAUCAAACAUUGGAAAGGAUCAGAGUUUGCUUCAUUUUUGUUUUAUGGUUCAUUUGUCGUUCUUAAGGACUCAAUUCCUGAAGAACAAUAUAAUCACUUCAUGCUGUUUUUUGCAGCAUUACAUUGCUGUCUACAGAAGUUUACAAAGAGCAUUGGCCAUUAGCAAAUAAGUUACUUCAGCUUUUUGUAAAACUGUACAGUACACUAUAUGGUCCAGAAUAUAUAUCAAGUAACGUACAUAAUCUCUUACAUAUUUUCAAAGAAGCCGAAAACUUUGGCCCCAUUAACACAAUCUCCUCAUAUGAUUUUGAAAAUGAGCUUCAACAUUUAAAAAAAUCAUUACGAAGCGGGGGCAAAUGCUUGGAACAAGCUAUAAAUAGAAUAACAGAAAGCGAAGCAUAUCAUACGCACGAUACAAAUCAACAAAUUACUUUUCCUUCUAUUCAUCUUCUUGGAGAAACAGUUACUCUUCAUAUUCGUAAAGCUUUCUGUUUAAAAAAUGAUCAACGCAACGAAUGGUUUUUGACAAAAUCAGGAUAUGUUUGUCAAUUCGGUACAGCAAUCAUGCAAGACGGAGUACAGUAGGUGACCGCUAACUGGAUGUGUUUUAACUGGAGUGCUUUUUAACUGGAGGUUCGCUAACUGGAGUGAUUCUCAGUUAACGAACACUUAAACGUCAAAACAUGAAACAUCCGGAAUCUCAUGAAGAGAAAUUUGUCGCAAAUAUGCAUUUUUCAAAGAAAUUUAGGGGUUUUCACCUACGUUUGCUAUUAAUUUAUGUUAUUACACGAAUUACUAUACUUUAUAUCAACAUAAAUGAAAAAAAAUUUGGUAUGUUUAUUCCAGCCCACGCCAAUCAAAACAAUCAAUCCAUAGAAACGUCACUCCAGUUAGCGAACAUUGUUCGUUAACUGGAGCUUGUUUACCUCUCAGUUAGCGGUCACCUACUGUAAUAGAAAUAUCAGCAAAAAAGAUCAUUUACUCGUCUAGUAGUUUCAGUUAUCCUUACGAUUCUAAAAUGAUAAAUAUUCACCGAGCAAGUACUAAUGAUUUAGAAGAAAGUUUUUUUAGACUAGGAAUCAGCGAUAUAAAAUGUAAAUUAGUUGCGGCACCUCUUGCUCAAGAAGAUGCAUUCGAUUUCGUUCCUUUAAUUCACACAUUAGUAAUAUGAAAUAAAUAAUAAAUAUUUGU
Messenger RNA from Anopheles coluzzii, 2108 nucleotides. RefSeq lists its product as uncharacterized. Bases 67 to 681 code for a protein of 204 amino acids. The record is from RefSeq and is a predicted model, not a curated record. The transcript is spliced from 3 exons. NCBI's taxonomy places the organism in Eukaryota, Metazoa, Arthropoda, Insecta, Diptera, Culicidae.